AUGGAACUAACAAAAGGUGUAGAAGAGCUGAGCGUUGCGCUCGCUGAACGUUUCGCAACUAAAUGCUUCACCCCCUUGGAACUCGCACAUUUCAAGGACAAUUUCUUCAGCCGCGCAACGGACCAGGGUGGCAUGAAGUAUUGGAACGAGAAAACUCUUUCUGACUUCCUGGGUAUUCCAGAUAGCAGUGAUGCUGACUGUCCAUUGGAUGCUGGGCCCGUGAUCUUUCGCAUGGUUUCGUAUCUUGGCGCAUUUCCGUUUCAAAACACGUUGGCUCCGAGCGUUCUGACGUUUGAGGCCAUGGUGAAAGUGGUUGUGCUGCUGACGGAACGAUAUGGGAAAGUAUUGAGACGAGCAAGUAAAGACCGGAUUAGACUAUUAUUUGGUAGUCUUGCCGAUGUUGGCCGGAAGGAUGUCGACCGUCACCCAACGCCUAACAAAACUGUCGAGGAAUAUGGGAGUGGUGAUUCUCCGGUUGUCAAGUCCCAUGCUAUGGGUUUCUCAAUUGAUGAGCCGGCUAAUGACAGCUACGAAGACGACGAGGACGACGAUCUUGCUCUUGCUGCGUUGGAAUCCUUGGAUGCCAUCGAGGUGUUUAGACACGACUCUCGCAUUGACAAGGCUGUCUACGAAGCUCGGAUCUCGAUUGCUACAUUCCGCCGUCUCUUGAUGCUGCUGCUUGUUAUCUCGCCUCUGGAAUCGACCCAGUCUGUGGAGAUAUAUACAACGGAUUUGUCCAAAGACCGCAUGGAGAGUGUUCGGAAAGAAGCUGAUAACCUCCUGGCGGCUUUCCCACAGGAGAAAUCCGGAGGCAUCAGCUACGUGACAUUUGCUAAGACCAUAUCAACCUCCUUGCCGUUUAUUUUUGAUCCUUUGACGCCUUUGUUUGAGCAUCUCCUCUUCAGUAAAAACCUAGAUUUAUCCCAAAAGCGGUCUCCAGAUGACCCUAGAGCAGCAGCAUCAUCAUCCAAGGAAGCGUCAGAGACUUUACUUCUACCACUUCCGGAAUCUGUCAUGCUCCCUGGUAGCUUCAAAUCCGUGAUUCUGAACCCCAGCAUUAUAUCUCAUCUUUCAUUCUUCCUUCCCUCGACCACCUCCAACCAGAACCUCCUCCGUGGAAACACGCGCCUGCACCCGGUAUUUUCAACCGCGGGACAUGGCACUUCCUUGACAUCCUUCUCCCACAACGUGCUCACCUGGCAAUCAGGCACUCUACUCCUUCUCGAAGGCUACAUUUCCGGGUCAUCCCGGGAUCAGGAAACCCCAAUCACAAUAGGCGCCUUUCUACCCCAGCCCUGGAAAUCCGGAACCUUGACGACGCAUUCCACCAAGCCAACAGAACCGUCCACACUUCCGUGUCUAUUCCAACUAUCGCGAAAACAUCUCGUCCUACAGGGAAAUUCAUCCCCCUCUGUACAGAAACCCAACAUGCCUACGGCAUAUUUCUCAACCCACUCCGGCAUCUCCAUUGGGUGUCAGAUCCCUCCUUCGUCUCGCACCCAGCAAUUACGCCCUUCGCCUCUCGGUGCAGGCAGUCUGACCAUCGACGUUGGUCUCGAAACCGCGAAUUUCCACGUCUCCCCUAUUGGUCAGAAUGGCGUAUUCCUACCCCCUGCUACCGGCGGACCCUCGGACACCUCGACCACUCGCACCCAUAUUGACAUCUACAAUCUCGAAAUCUGGGGUCUUGUGCCUGAUCCGUCGACCUCGACCGCGUCGGAGCCGGGUCAGAGCGCUGCCGAAUUACAGCAAGCGAGAUGGGAGUUCGAAGCCAGAGAAGCUGAGAGAAGACGGAAUUUGAAUCUGAAAGCGGGCGCGGGAGAUAGCGCCGCUGAGAGCGCUAGAUGGCUUCUGGAGACAGCUGGGUUGAUUGGUGAUAGUACUGGGCGACCCAGGCAAAGUGCUUAG
This is a messenger RNA of Aspergillus tanneri, 1908 nucleotides long. RefSeq names its product TLD domain-containing protein (gene RTC5). The coding region runs from base 1 to 1908 and encodes 635 amino acids. The transcript has a single exon. NCBI's taxonomy places the organism in Eukaryota, Fungi, Ascomycota, Eurotiomycetes, Eurotiales, Aspergillaceae. The record is from RefSeq and is a predicted model, not a curated record.